AUGAAGAUCAACUCCUCAGAGCAGCCAAGUCUCUGGCGGAAUGGCAGCACAUGGCCACCAAUCACAUCUUCAGGCAUAGGGAUGUCCUGCUUCACCAUGACAUUUGGUGCUAUCUCCAACCUCACUGCUUUGGGCAUCUUGGCCAGGUCCCGCGUCCGAUUCCGCCGCCAAUCGAAAGCACCAUUCCUGCUGUUAACUGUGUGUUUGCUAGCAGCUGACCUGGGAGGUCAUGUGAUCCCAGGAGCCUUCGCUCUGUAUUUGCACUUGAAUCAGCAGUAUAAAAUGCAAGCCACGAGGCCCACCACAUUCUGUCAAGUCUUUGGGGCAAGUAUGGUGUUUUUUGGCUUAUGCCCUUUACUGUUUGGUGGUGCGAUGGCAGUGGAGCGCUGCAUGGCCAUCACCCAGCCAUUUUUCCAUGCUGCUGUGAUUACAGUGACUCAUGUACGACGUGUUGUUUUAUUCCUGUCUUUUCUUGCACUCAUACUGGCAGUUCUACCAUUUUUUGCCAUAGGGACUUAUACUCCUCAGUCUCCUGGCACAUGGUGUUUCUUACCCAUCCAACGAUUCCAAUCUAAACCUGACACCUAUCUGGCUUCGACAUUCUCAUGUCUGGGCCUCACAGCGCUCACUCUUUCUCUACUCUGCAACAUCCUCAGUGGUGUGGCAUUGCUGCAGGCCAGAAUUAAGCCCUGCAAUACGAAUGCAAAAUCAAAAGCUCGCUGCACACAUCGUCCAUCUUCCGCAUCAACUUCCGCCUCGUUUUGCUCAUUGGACGUUGAGAUGAUGGCGCAACUGGCGGUGCUCACUGUGGUUUCCUGUGUGUGCUGGAGCCCCUUUCUUGUCCAUAUUCUUGUGAGGCAGAUCAACCAAAGGCCCAGAACCUUGGACAAUGAUCAAGAUGGGUUUACUCUCCUGAGUUUACGUAUGGCCUCCUGGAAUCAGAUCUUAGACCCUUGGGUCUACAUCUUGCUGAGGAGAGUGGUGCUUUUGAGAGUUUGCUGUUUCUACACACAGAGACCGUUAGAGACGGGAAAUAGUUCCUGUGCAGACCAACGCAGGCAAACCUUCAGUCUGCAAUGA
Molecule: messenger RNA, 1080 nt
Organism: Paralichthys olivaceus (Japanese flounder)
Lineage: Eukaryota; Metazoa; Chordata; Actinopteri; Pleuronectiformes; Paralichthyidae
Gene: ptger1c
Product: prostaglandin E receptor 1c (subtype EP1)
Biological process (GO): positive regulation of cytosolic calcium ion concentration; adenylate cyclase-activating G protein-coupled receptor signaling pathway; inflammatory response
Cellular component (GO): plasma membrane
Molecular function (GO): thromboxane receptor activity; prostaglandin E receptor activity
Source: RefSeq, a predicted model, not a curated record